Molecule: messenger RNA, 1846 nt
Organism: Biomphalaria glabrata
Lineage: Eukaryota; Metazoa; Mollusca; Gastropoda; Planorbidae
Product: serine/Arginine-related protein 53-like
Exons: 10
Coding region: 154-1167 (337 amino acids)
Source: RefSeq, a predicted model, not a curated record
CUUAGAUCUAGUAUUUCUAAAGUAUUAGAGUCUACUAGUCUAGCUCUUGGUCUAUUUAGAAUUUAGAUCUAGAUCUCUAGUAUCUACUCAGCCUAGCUAGCGUAUUAACUCAUUUUGUGCUUUGUUUUUCUUUGAUCUCAAUACAUUUUCGAGAUGGGACGAUAUAGAUCUGAUGACAGUGAUGGAGAUUAUUCGAAAAAAAUGAAGAAAAAGAAAAAAAGACGUGGAAGAUCACGAUCAAGUUCUGGCAGUGAGGCAAGCUAUGUUUCCAGCAGUAAGAGUAAAAAGAUGAAAAAGAAACAGCGAAGAUCUCGGAGUAGAAGCCGCACACCUGAAAAAAGGAGGGGAGGGGAGUCUAGAGGCUCUCGCAGGUCAAGGUCUAACAGCUUGGACAAAUAUAUUAGCAAGAGAGGUCGCUCAAGAUCAACAAGUUUAGAUAAAUAUGUCACAAGGAAAAAUCGCUCCCCUGACAGAAGGGGCACAAGAAAGUCUUGGUCAAGAUCUCCAUCGCCACGACGUAGCAGGAGAUCCAGGACAAGAUCUCCUGUGCCUGCGAGGAGAAGGUCAAGGUCCUAUGAUAGAAAUCGUAGAUCAAAAUCACCAGCAAGGCGCAGGUCAUAUUCCAGGGAGAGGUCAUCUUCUCGAAGAUCUUCUGUGGAGUCCAAAAGAACAAGAAGUAGCCCAAGUAAAAGUGUUAGUUCCAGUAUGAAUAAUCUGUCACUAUUCCAGCCUUCAAGUGUCCAAGCAGAAAAAAGGAUGAGGCAAGCUUUAAUGGCUGCAGCUGCUGCAGAUGAGAAACUGCGUGAAACUUCCUCCGGGCUUUCUGGAGGAAACAGUUUUGCAGAGUCCCAGGCUUUUGCUAACUCUGUGGCUGCCAUUGAAUCCAACAGUUUUGUUCCGUCAAGUUUUAAAUCCUCCAGGACCUACAAAGUCAAGGAAGAGUCAACAGACUUGACAUCUUCUUCUCAUGAUGAUGCCAUCUUUGGGUCUCUCACUGUCACUGGGUUUACUAUCAAGCCAGACCCAGACACGAAACCUAUCCAACUAGAUCCUGACUCCAUUAUCCAUCCCAGUCUUUAUUGUGACCCUGAAGAAAAGAUGGAGAGAUGGAUCCAGAGACUGACACAGCUGAGGAGGAGAAAGCUAGAAGGGGAAGCUAUUUCUUAAUGAACUGCCUUUCUUGUAUAUAAAACUUGUGUAUCAUGCCCAUUACAUCCUCUAUGUAGAAAGUUUUCUUUUGUGCCCAGAGGCCACCUCUUUGAGUUUCUUUUAUGUACAGUACUGCUUUUAGUUGUCUAAAAUUCAUUGUAACAAAAUGUCCUUUAGAUACCGGCAUUUAAAAAAAAAAAGUAGUUCAGAGAUCUCUUGCCAAAUCACACUUCAACUUUCACUGCUGCUCUAUUUCACAGAUUUUGUGAUGGAAUCAAUGGAAAAAAAUUAUUUGAGAAUUUUCUGUGAAAUUUGAUUGCUGGAAAAUGUUUUUUACAUGAAAAAAACACCAAAAUGUAUAAAAGUAUUUUGCUAAUAUUAAUUUUAGCCUGCGCCUAUUCACAAUUUUAUACAACAAACGAUUGGAUUCUUGGAUUCUUGUUUGCGUUGUAUCCCUGCCUCCUGAUUUGUUUAGUACUUGUGUGUGAGAGAUUUGUUCCUUUAUUCUAUUAUUAUUGUAUUUUGUCUACAGUACGUAUGUAGAGAUCAGUAGCUAGUUUCAUGAAGCCUACACUCAAGAGGUCUUAGCUCAGUGUAUAAAUACUUAACUAUAUAUAUUUUCUACCCCAUGGAUUUGAGAUAAUCAGAUGUUACUUAAGCAUAUUUGCCGAGAUAAAAUGAAGGAUCUCUGUACAGC